Molecule: messenger RNA, 2344 nt
Organism: Mugil cephalus (flathead mullet)
Lineage: Eukaryota; Metazoa; Chordata; Actinopteri; Mugiliformes; Mugilidae
Product: nectin-1-like
Exons: 8
Coding region: 870-2120 (416 amino acids)
Biological process (GO): heterophilic cell-cell adhesion; homophilic cell-cell adhesion
Cellular component (GO): adherens junction
Source: RefSeq, a predicted model, not a curated record
AUGUCUGAGUGGUCAUGAGGUUUAGUGGUUAGUUGGUGAUACAGUAUAAUAAUAAGACCUCAGCUUUGAUGUGGUGCAUACAGACCAAGUCUACACAACUCUUCUUUCAAAAGACAAAACCAUGUUUAUAUUUAAAACCAUCACCUGAAGACAUUAAUAGUAAAAGUAAAAUAACUGAGUAGAAUUCAGUUAGUAUAAUUUAAUUCACUGGUAAUUAUGUCGAUAUGAAGUUUUAAUUUAAUCUCUUGAAGGUUGUCUCAGUUCUCUUAUUCUGACUUGCAGCAGCUUCCUCACUGAGUUUUCAUGAUGACUGUCUGUUGUGUUUAUUUUUACUUUACCAGGAACUUCAGGAUUUUUGUCUUCAAAUGUAAAUAUUUUAUUUUUCUUGUGCAUGCAUGUAAAUAUGUUUGACCUUCAAUCAGGUAUUUAUUCGGUGCUCAGAUGACGUUAAAGCACACCCUCUCGGUAAUAUUGCUUAAUUAAAAAAAUUGUCACAUGGUGCACUGGAGAUCCAAGCAGGACGAACCGCAGAGAGAGAGAGAGUCUGCACUGAGCAGAGCAUUUCUACUGAGAUCCUCAUCAGCAGGCAGCACCAGGAAUAGAUAGGACAGAGGAGGAAUAUCUAUCUACUGCUAUGAGCUCAGUUCAUCAUAGGUAACCCAUGAAGGAAAACGGCUUUUUAAAAUCUGAACCAGAAUUUUUUGCAUUUUGGCCAUGCACAGAAGUAGACGCGCAAGAAGAAUUCAGUGGCCUCGGCUUUGGCACCUGUGAAUGCCACCGGAAAUUACACGGUUUGAGCUUGCUGUGUCUCGGUGGAGAGAGACGUCAGUUUGCGCUAUUCCCGUGAGGAGCAGACUCCGAGCGAAUGGAUGGAGCCACGUCUUUUUUGUGUGCCCUUUAUGGGCAACAUUUUCCUGAACCGUGAAAUCUCCGUGAGUUGUAAACUACUGCUGGUGCUGUCAGUUACACUGAUGAGCAGAAACACCGAAGCCCUCCAGGUGAUUGGUGGACGCGCAACAGUGGUGAAAGGAGGGACCGCUAUCUUACCCUGCAAACUCAUUGAGACCUCGGAAACCCUGACUCAGAUUACAUGGCAGAGGAGAACCAGAGAAAAACCUAAAAAUGACAACUUCUACACACUCCAAUCGGAUGGACCCCAAUAUGUUAAUGGACCUGAUAAUCGAUUUGAGUUUAUUGGGAGUUUUUCUGACAAAACUGGAUCUCUACAGUUGUCCAAUGUUCAAUUGAAGGAUGAAGGCAGCUACACCUGCAUCUUCACUUUGUUCCCCAGUGGAAAUCACAAGACAGAGAUACCUCUGAACCUGCUUGUGCCUCCAGUCACAAGCCUGAAGGGUAAUCAUUUAACUUUGGGUACUGGAGAAGUUUCUCUUGCUACCUGCACGGCUGCCGGCUCCAAGCCUCCUUCAGAGGUGACCUGGCUCACUGGUACCCUGGCAGUGAGGGUGAUGACCAACUCCAUCCAGCAUGACAACGGUACAACGACCACAACCAGCUCACUGUUUGGAGUCCCUACCACAGAAAUCAACAACCAGUUGGUUCAGUGUGUCAUCAGAACAACAGGCCUGCUUGAAGAACAAGUCCUGCCUUUGACCAUCCAAGUUCACUUCCCACCCAUAGACGUGAAGAUUGUUCAACGUUCUGAAAACUCAUAUGAAUGUGUGGCCAACGCCAACCCAGAGGCAUAUUUCACCUGGAGCAGGUCUGAUCAGUCUUUGCCUGAGUCUGAUAUUAAAGUUCAGGGUGCAACUCUGCAGUUUGUGAGGAAGACCUCUGAUCUGAAUGGGUUCUAUCAGUGUGAAGCUGUCAACCCGUAUGGAAGAAAAAGUGGAGGUCAGCUCCACGUGUACAUGGAUUUUGGCUCCUGCACUGCUGGCUGGACCUUAUUUAGUCUUCUGCUUUCCCUGAACAUUGUAGCCUCAGUGUGGUACUUGCGUGAUACUUUAAUACAAAUACUUAAUACUCUACUAAGCAGAGAAGCAGGGACACAUGCAGAAAAAAACACUGUUCCAACAUCUCCUCCAAGCAAUGACGGCGGAGAAGAGGAAUCACUGAUAGAAAGUUGCAGAAGCAACGAGACUGACAAGAGUUUGGCAGUUUAAAAUGAGAGAAUCAAAAUCAAAUGUUUGAGGAUCAUCUGAUCAGUGAAGAGUUGGACAGAGAACAUGGACAGGUGUUGUGUUGUGUAAGGGAAGAUGACAAACUAAAGAUAUGAGCCAAGUACAGGUGCUGGCCAGUAACUUAGAAUAUCAUCAAAAACUUGAUUUAUCUCAGUAAUUCCAUUCAAAAAGUGAAAUUUGUACAUUAUAUUCAUGCAAUGCACACA